GAAGCUCGCAGUAGCUCCCGAUACAUUACCACGAUAACUCGGUUUGCAUCAGGGAUCCAUUUCAUCCCCCCAUUCGGCCUAGAUGAAUUUUCGUCACGAUUGAACCGGUCAACGAUUUGUUUACUCUAGUUGCAAAUGCGUUAGCAUCUCUGCAAAGCCGAAGUGAACGGUGAUUUUUGUUACUUAUUUUCUCCGUGAAGCGUUUUGAUAAGUCGUGCUUAACCGACAAGCAGUAGUAAUGAUUACGAGUACAUAUUUAGUUUGAGUGUUAAAACGGUUGCAAAACUGUUCGUGGAUCAGUGAUUGAUUGAUUGUUUCGUUCCUUGAAAUUUUAGUCUUGUGACUUAUUAUAUUGUCUAGUGCACUCGUUAACAGUUAUCAUGGCCAACAAUUGUCGCCUGGGAUCAAGACUUCGAGUUUCUGUGGCGAUAAUUGUUUUAAUAUGUGUGUGUUUAAAGCAAGUGAAAGGAUCCUGUCUAAGCUACGGUCAUUCAUGUUGGGGAGCGCAUGGCAAACGGGCAGGUCCGCCGGGACGUACGGCUUCUGUUGAUGCACCAUUCGCCGUACAGUUUCAACCGCAGCCGCUGCUCGACCAAACCAACCCACUCCCUGCUGCUUUAUCUGGUGCGGAACGGUGGGCUUUGGUCAAAGUUCUUCCGGAAAAGAACGCGUACUAUCCAUUUAGCAAAGUGAUAUAUGCACCACCGCUUACUGCAACGGGCUCCUUUUCGCUUAGCGGCGGUUUAAGCGCAUCUGGAUCAGAAUCCUCGAGAAUCGGGUCGGAGCCAACCAACAGCGUGGAAGGCCGGCUGGCUGAAACCACCAACGACUCCAAAACACCAUCAUCCUCAGAACAGGAGCUAGCGAUUGGCGACGAUCGUCUAAUAAAGGCAGUUACCUCUCCAAACGUGCGUCGCCGAGAUCAUCGACACAAGAAAAAACCACAAUCUACAGCUGUACACCGUCGCUUUGGGGGACUGGACGAUACGUUUGACGAAAGUAUGAACAUUGCCCGAUUUUUAGAACCAAACGAUGAUGAUCUAAACCAAAUGCUGCUGCUUAAUGCAGCCGCGGCCGCUAUGGCAACAAUCCCCGACGAUGACGCUUCCAUUUCAAAUGCGCCGUUCAAUCCGAAGCUGUUCAACGAAAACCAUUAAAAAUUCGGUUCUUCUAACGCAGCAUCAAACGAAUGGCACACCGCAACAUCACCACGAGCAUACGCAAGCUGAACUUGCUGCGGUCUGUUCAGUCACGGCCUUUGUCUGGGAUACGAGAGCUGGAUGGAUGAAAGAGCAGAUACAACGCUUACAACGUUUAACCAGUAACAUCUAAUUAUGAAUAGUCUCACAAAAAGAUACAGUUUAAAUUUUUUUCCCUAGUUAACCCUCAACGCAACGCAAUUUGUGAGAUGCAAACUCUGAUACUGCGAAGUACUAUACGAGGGUGUCACAUGCGCAAUUCAAAGCCUACACUUUUACACCCUGGGAUUACGUGUAAGCCCUAUAAUCGGAUGCUAUCGUUGAACUUUAUCGCUUGUUUCGCCAUUCCCCGCAUCGUCCCGUGUUGCUCAUAUCGUACAAGCAUGAGCUACUAGGAGCGUCGGUAGUAAUAGAGUCGAAAUGACGAUCUUAUCAGCAGUGGAUGGAUAUUGCCAAAGUUUACUUCUGUUUGCGCUGGUGCUGGGAAUUUGGCAAUGUUCAUCAAUGGCUGGGCUGGUGAUAGAUAUUCAUUUUACUUGCUACAAAGCAUUACAGAGACAAUGGCGAAAAUUUGUCAGAGGAAGAAUUUGAGGGUCCCCCCGAUUACGUAGCAUACCGCCUAUGUUCGUGUCGUUCAUGUGCAUGAUUUUGCGAAGAUACCGUACUUUCCCGUGCAUAAUAUGGGAAAACCGUUAAUUCCGCACACAUCCUCACAACACACGCACCUUAUUUGUAUAUACACAACUUAGUCAGUAAGGAGGGAUUAUAGAAUCAGAUAUAAAUGUAAAAAUAACACUUGAAGAUUCAA
This is a messenger RNA of Anopheles stephensi (Asian malaria mosquito), 2007 nucleotides long. RefSeq lists its product as uncharacterized. Bases 381 to 1157 code for a protein of 258 amino acids. The record is from RefSeq and is a predicted model, not a curated record. The transcript is spliced from 5 exons. NCBI's taxonomy places the organism in Eukaryota, Metazoa, Arthropoda, Insecta, Diptera, Culicidae.